CUCUGCGGAGAGGACUGUUCCUGGCCGCGUGCUGCCCGUGCCUCGCGCCGUGCCCGCCAUGGUGGCAGGGAUGCUGAUGCCGCUGGAGCGGCUGCAGGCCAUCUACGAGCUGCUCUUCCGCGAGGGCGUCAUGGUGGCCAAGAAGGACAAGCGGCCGCAGAGCUUCCACCCGCAGCUGCCCGGCAUCACCAACCUGCAGGUGCUGCGGGCCAUGGGCUCGCUCCGGUCGCGGGGCCUGGUGCGCGAGACCUUCGCCUGGCGCCACUGCUACUGGUACCUGACCAACGAGGGCAUCGGCCACCUGCGCCAGUACCUGCACCUGCCGCCCGAGAUCGUGCCCGCCUCCCUGCAGCGCGUCCGCCGCCCCGUGGCCGUGCCCAUGCGGCGCCCCGCGGCCGGCCCCCGGGUGCAGACGGUGCCGGGCCUGGCCAGCUGCCCCCCCAAACGCCAGGCGGGCGGCGAGGAGGGCGGGGGCUCGCGCCAGGCGUACCGCAGGAGAGAGGAGACCCGGGAGCAGCACGUGGAGGCCGCCUCAGCAGGGGGAGUGUCCAGGCUGGCCCCGGAACCCAGCCCUGCCCCAGGUUAG
Molecule: messenger RNA, 586 nt
Organism: Terrapene triunguis (Three-toed box turtle)
Lineage: Eukaryota; Metazoa; Chordata; Testudines; Emydidae
Product: plectin-like
Exons: 1
Coding region: 59-586 (175 amino acids)
Cellular component (GO): cytosolic small ribosomal subunit
Molecular function (GO): structural constituent of ribosome; RNA binding
Source: RefSeq, a predicted model, not a curated record